Molecule: messenger RNA, 806 nt
Organism: Neoarius graeffei (lesser salmon catfish)
Lineage: Eukaryota; Metazoa; Chordata; Actinopteri; Siluriformes; Ariidae
Gene: gng5
Product: guanine nucleotide binding protein (G protein), gamma 5
Exons: 3
Coding region: 101-307 (68 amino acids)
Biological process (GO): G protein-coupled receptor signaling pathway
Cellular component (GO): heterotrimeric G-protein complex
Molecular function (GO): G-protein beta-subunit binding
Source: RefSeq, a predicted model, not a curated record
CUUGGCUUUCCGUAGUUCACAGGCGCGGCCAUAUUUUAUUCUAAAUAACGGAAAUUGGGUUCGAGUCUGUUGUUCCGGCGUUUUAUGAGAAUUUGCUACGAUGUCUGGAACAUCCAACAUUAACGCGAUGAAGAAAGUCGUGCAGCAGCUACGAUUCGAAGCGAAUAUCAACAGGGUGAAGGUGUCUCAGGCGGCGGCUGAGCUUCAGCAGUUCUGCAUGCAGAAUGCUCUGCACGAUCCGCUGCUCACCGGCGUGUCCUCCAGCACCAACCCGUUCAGGACGCAAAAGCUCUGCUCUUUCGUCUGAUGCUUCCUGCCACUGGUCUUGUUUCCUGUUUUUGUGACGUUUCUGAUUUGGAAAAAGGCCGACGUCUGUCGUGAACCUUUUUUUUUUUAAACAGCCAACUAUGAUGCAUUCAUGUCCUUAUAUGAAACCAGGACUUUGUUCAUUUUGACUCGAAUCACAUCAAAUGCCUUGCAUUGGAUUCCUCACUUCAAGAGCCUGGAAUCAACAUUAGCCUUUGAAACAUGUAAAAUUUAUUUUUUUUUUAACUUGACAACUUUUUUUUUUUUUCCUGUGUGGGUCAUAAAUCGCAAGCCUUAAAUAAAUGGUGAGCAAAGCUCAUGUCUCGGAAGCGCUUUUGUCGACAGACUGACAAAAGACUUCUUUUUUUCUAUUUCAUGUGUCAAAGCAGCAGAAGCUCUAAUUUAUUGUGCCUUUGUUUUUUAAACCGUGUGCUCAUUUUCUAUGCCUUGCCUUAGGCCUUUUUGUACCGAAUAAACCAUUUGAUUUGUACACAAUACUA